UCUUCCUCUUCUAAUAUUUACUGUUGCAAUCACCUCACAUUUAGUUCACCUGACUGACUUGCAACUUGACGGACUUAACGUUUUAAAAAUUGUCUUUGUAUUUGUUUGCUGUCAUACUUUUUCAAAGAUGAGCAAGAUCUGUAAAAAAAAUUAAACCAGCAUGAACCCGCAGUAGCCGACUUUUCUGCCGUGACCGUAAGACUUGAGUGCCGCGUCUGAUCCUUUGUUUCACUAGCUUAGCUCGAUCGUAAAAGUCGUUUGACGAACAUUUUAUUUGCGACUUAACGCCUAUAUUAUAUUGACCUUUCGUGAAACAACAACAUUCCUCAAAUAAAAUGGGUAAAAGGAAAAGUAACGCGCUGAUUGAUAGUGACGACUCGAGGUCAUCAGAUUCAGACUCUGGGUCAGGGUCAGAUAUUGAUAAGCAAAUGCUAUCGUUGGCAAAGAAAAAAGGACCUGGCGGUGGUGCAAAAGGGCCUGAUCACAAGAAAGUUGAAGCAUUUUCAAGUUCUGAAUCUGACUCUGAAUGGCGCAGUGGGGGUGAAUCGUCAAAGAAAACGAAGAAAAGAAAGCCAGCAAAAAGGGCUCGACGCUCUGCAAGUGGAACGACGUACUCUUCGGGAUCUAAUGACGAUUGGGAUAAACCGUCUCAGUCUGAUAAUAGUGGGGAGGAAGACGAAGAUCGUUCAUCGGUUAGUCCGAGCAGGUCUCGUGUUAUUCCACCUACGUCGUCCUCGGUUGUGUCUUCUUCAGUCAAUGAUACAAAGAGCAAGACGGCGUCGGACUUGGAAGAAGGGGAGGUGUCUGACGAUGAUUGGGACCAAGAAGAAUUUUUUGACGGAUACGACGAGAACAUGAUGGGAGAUGCCGAAGAUCAAAGAACACUGAGUGCUAUGACCGAAAAGGAAAGAGAGCAGGAAAUCUUUAGACGUAUCGAGAAACGAGACCUAUUAAAGAAUAGAUUUGAGGCUGAAAAGAAGUUGAGAAUGAAAAAGAAAAUUGAAGCAAAAUUAGCUAAAAAGGGGUCUGUAAAAAAGUCGGAUGAUGCAAUGUUGGCAGACGAGGAUGAUCCACUCCAGAUGGAUGCCAAGGUUCGAAGUCAAGAGAGGAAGAAAACUGUUGAAGGGAAAGUUGACAAAAAGUCUCAAGCCAUGGAUGCUUUAAAAGCUUCACGAGAUGCUAAAAUACAACGGCAGCAAGAAAAGGCAAAGAUUAGACAAGAGAGAGAUAAGAAGCGAGAUGAUGGGGAUGACGAUGAUCUAGACUUGAAGAAAGAUAGUGAUGCAGCAUCGUCCGUUGGAGAUAAAAGGAUGAAAAAGUUGAAGGCGUCGGAUGUAUAUUCCGAUGAUAGCGGAUCUGAAUAUGAAGAUGAUAAACGAAGUAAGGAUAAAGAAAAAUCAGCAAGUGAUAGUGAUUCUCGCAGCUCAGACUCUGAAGAUGACGAAAGGAAUAAGAAGCCACAAUACCUCGAUACCGUAGACGAUCUAAAUAAGAUACGAUUAUCAAGAUUUAAGCUAGAAAGGUGUCUUUACCUCCCAUUUUUUCUUCGCGUGAUUAAGGGAUGCUAUGUUCGCGUUGCAGUAGCAGGAUCAGCGUACAAGGUUUAUGAAAUUGACGGGUUGGACACACAACCGAAAGCUUACGAAAUUGGAGCUACAAAGACCAACAAAGUGUUGUUACUAAAGUUGCCUGGUGAAGAAAAGGGUCGGAAAUUUAGAUUCGAAUUUGUAAGCAAUUUUCCUUGCACAGAAGCUGAAUUUAGUCACUGGAAGCAACGAAUGGAGCAAAAUCAAGUUUCUCUUCCAACUUUGACCGAUAUUAAAAAUAAGGAGAAGGAAAUCAAGGAAGCGAUGGAAUAUCAAUUAGAAGAGGAAGAUAUUGAAGCGAUAAUUAACGAGAAAGCAAAGUUUAAAAGUGGCCCAGUAAAUUUUGCUGCUCGAAAGGCUCAGUUAAUGAAAGAAAGGGAUCAAGCUGCUCAAGCUGGCGAGGAUGAGAAAGCCAGUGAAUUGUCUGGGCAAAUUGCUGUGUUGGAUGAGAGAGCAACUGUACUAGAUAAGGUUCGCACUUCUACCAUCUCGAGCAUCAGUUACAUUAACCAAAGGAAUCGGCAAAGGAACGUUGAGGAAGCAGAAAAAGCAAUUUUGGAAGAACUGAAAGUCAACAAAGGAAAAAAAGUUGAAGAUCCAUUCACUAGAAGAACAACCAAACCCAGAAUAGUGUCAAAGCCUACGGCCAUAGCGAACGGGUUAAAUGGAGUUGACAUAUUUAUCAAGACUGAAGAUGGAAGUGAAACGCCUCUGGAUAAAACGAAACUUGCAAAUCUAACUAUUGAUGAUAUUGACUCAUCCAUGCACAAUUCAAUUGUCGAUGACUUGGAUGGAAAAGAUGCCCAAGUUGGCGACUUGUUUUCAGCUCAUGAUUUCGACAUUAAGUUGGAUUUAGAUGCCAAGUUGCCUCCUAAUCUUCCCAUCGUCGCUAGACCCUCUAUCACAGCCAUCAAAGACACAGCUCCUCGUCGGUCAUUGAAUCUUGAAGAGUACAAGAGGAAAAAGGGUCUUAUAUAAUUUUGAAAUACCAUUUUUUCUCUCUGUUCCCUCUGCAUAAUGUGCUUUAGAAAUUGAGAAACUUCACAUGUAUCAUUUAAUCUUCUUAGUUAUUAAGAUGCCUGUACAGCCCGCAGUGUAGUAUUGUUUGCUCUUCGUCCCCAAUCGGAAUCGCGUACUUAGUUAGAUACACAAGUUUUAAUUUAUUUUAUCCAUUCUCUAAUGUCUUAAUCUGGUUAUUAUUACAACUUUUAAAUCAUUUGUGUGUAUAUUUUGCGAGGGCAUAUGCACAUACAUGCUCCUCACUACUGUGAAAUGCUUUUCAGAGUAAAAACAAACAAAUUUUCCGUAUA
Messenger RNA from Folsomia candida, 2896 nucleotides. RefSeq names its product RNA polymerase-associated protein RTF1 homolog. NCBI's taxonomy places the organism in Eukaryota, Metazoa, Arthropoda, Collembola, Entomobryomorpha, Isotomidae. Gene Ontology annotation, molecular function: DNA binding; RNA polymerase II C-terminal domain phosphoserine binding. Gene Ontology annotation, cellular component: Cdc73/Paf1 complex. The record is from RefSeq and is a predicted model, not a curated record. The transcript is spliced from 13 exons. The coding region runs from base 336 to 2564 and encodes 742 amino acids.